GAAACGACUAAUAGUGCAGCUGAAACGAUCCAAAGAGGGUAACCGGCCAUAUUAGUCAAGAUCGACGUUUGAUCGUUAGUAGCUCUUUUCCACUCGACGGUACCAUCCUUUUCUUCAUUGGUUUCGUCAAGUAUCUUCAAGUAGUGAAAGCAGUGAUGGAGGAAGAGCAAUCCCUUUUAAAAUCAACGCUCAAUGAUUUGCACGUACAAUUUCAAGAGAUUAAGAAAUUUAAAAAGAUUGAUAACUUCCAAGAGAAUGACACUGAAAGUGUCAACCUUUCAAGUCAGAUGAAAAGUCUUAUCGAUGGAAUGUAUGCAAAAAUUGAAAAUAUUAUUUAUGAAAACGAUCAUUCGCCGAACCUGUGCUGUACGAAGUUAAGUUUACGAUUACUGGCAAUGAAAACUACGUUACUUUAUGAAAAAUCAAAACUACUCGUCAAUUUAGGAAACGAAAAGCUAGCCGAAGAACUUCUUUUCAAGGCAUUCAAUGAUAUAAUCAAAGAUAUAGCGAAACCUCAUAUCGUCUUCCUAGCAUUUAGGAUAAUUAAUCACUAUUCUUAUUUACUAACCAAACGAGAAGAUUUUGAGAAAGCAAGGGAGCUUUUAGAAUUGGCUGAGACAAUUUACAAAGAGCUAAAAAAAACAAAUCCUGUCAUAGUGUUUUAUUCAAGUGAUGACCUGUUUUUUCCUGAUAUCAAUGCUUUACAUUCAAUUGAUUCUAACAAUAAAUUGGAACGUCUUGUGACAAACAAUCUGCAGAUGCUGGGAUUUAUUUACAAUAAGCAAGAACUGCACGACAAAUUUGCCGAGUAUCACCAUGAAGUUCUUGAAAGACAGAUCGUGAUACGAGACGGUAAUGCCACAAUGUGGGCAGUUAAAUGCGCCAGAUUGGCAUCGUACUUUUUGACAAAAAACAGAUUUAGAGAAGCAAGACACCAUCUAGCAGCAGCUAUGUCUGUGCUUUACAGCUAUGAAAAAGAGCUAAAAAAAAUGGAACCAUCGAAUAACACGAUUGUUAGUUGGCAAGAGUUACAACAAAAAUUGGCUGACAUAGCUAAGUACUGGGUGAAAUAUGGACUCUUUCUCUUUGGUGCAUCUAAAACAAACAUAGUAUCCCACUUCUGUGGCGACUCGAAUCAGGCUUUAGAGAAGGUCUGGGCUGUUCCGUUCAAAUUCAAUGACCUAAAUAAACCAUCCACUUUGAGGGAAACAUAUUUCAAAAACGCAUAUUUAAACGAGAUUGCCUCCAGUGGUAUGAGAUUAGGCACUAUCCAUAGAAACUUAGAAGACUCAGCGAACGAGAAAUUGAAAUCGACGAGCUGUACAGAGAAUGAAACGUCACACACUUCACCAGAUUUAACAGAAGAUGCUGUGGAACCUGAAAAGAUAAUCAUCGAAAAUUACCAAGGACCACUGUUAUUUUUUAAACAAUUAAAUCUAUCAAAGUACGAAGAUCAGGUUGCAGUAAACACUAUCGAGACCACUGCUCAAGCUAGAUCACUUUUUCUUUAUACGCAUUCGUGGCUUAAAAAAGCCAAGGAUUUCUACACACUGCGGGAACAUCCUGUAGAAUAUGUUAACGCAAUCUUAGAUCUCAGCGAGCUCUACAGAUACCUAGCAUUCUACGAGGAGGAUAUAGAAAGCCAAUAUGCUGUACAAAAGCUACGGGCAGACGCUCUGGAAACUCUCAGCGCAGUUCUUAGAGAAGUCCGACCGCAAUGUUACAUAGCAGUAUCGGUGGAACUUCUCCGCGAAUUGGCGGAAGUCCAGCUCGAAAUGACGGGAUUAAAUUUACGGCGGAUUUAUAUAGCUCAGGAUGCUUCGCCCGAUAGCAGUGAAGCUGCUGUCCACAAAAUGGAAGCUCUAGCCGAUAUCCACUCUAAAUUGGAACACUUUGGCGACACUCUAGGAGGUAAUGAAGACACUGCUGAUUUGGGUUCGAUUCCUAUAUCUGACAUGGUGGAAGAUGCUUGUCAGUACUUUAACGUGUAG
Molecule: messenger RNA, 1991 nt
Organism: Orussus abietinus
Lineage: Eukaryota; Metazoa; Arthropoda; Insecta; Hymenoptera; Orussidae
Product: KIF1-binding protein homolog
Exons: 8
Coding region: 156-1991 (611 amino acids)
Molecular function (GO): protein binding
Source: RefSeq, a predicted model, not a curated record